ACCUGGGAUUCCCUGGCCAUUCAUCUCCGUGUUGUCAGGCAUCAAUGGCGAUGCGCAAAUUUUUAUUCAGCAUGUUGGUAGUCCUGGUGGUAAGCCCACCCUUGCGCAGUUCAAGCUUAGAGAAUGGAUCAGACAGAGUUACAGGGGCGUACUCUCGAUCUCAUACUUAAGUUCAGUUGGCCUGCAAUCUUCCAGCUGCUGCGUGUCUGUAUCUAGCGUUGUGCCCUGGUGAAAUCGUGUAGAUCGUGGGCUUGGGUGGAUGCACUGCAACAAGUACAAGGAAGUUGUAGGGACCGCCGACAUGGAGAAACCUGCGUGCAGCGUCAUCGCGAUGGUAGUCUUGGCUCUGGUCCUAAACGCCCCCGGCACUGCGCAGGCGCAAAUAUGCGCAGACAGCCAAGCGGCGGUAUUGUAUGUUUCUUGCUAUGGUUAUUUGGAGGAUACUUUAACGUAUCCGGAUACCUCUUGUUGCGAUGAAGUUGGAUAUUUAUACAAGUUGGAAGGGGCUGACUGUUUCUGCGACGAAGUUAGAUCAUUGACCGCAUUGUACCCUACUUCGAACGCGAAUAAAGCAAGCUCCUUGCUCAGAGACUGUAAACUAUCUGCUGGAGCAUCGUGCUCUACGACACCUUCAUCAGCGCCCCCUGCCUCUCCCGUGUCCCCUUCGUUACCUACGCCUGGCUCCAUCGGUGGCAUUAACACUCCAAUUGAACAAUCAAGCCCGAGUUCGACGACCAAUGAGCCUCCAGGAUCUCUGAACCUAGCUGCUCCGAUCGGGGGAAGCGUAGGAGGAAUCACAGCUCUCGGAAUCAUCUUGAUUUUGAUCGGAAAAUUUACGAACAUGUUCUCGAGAUGCUGUAAUUGCCAUUGGUUUGUGAAUGUAGGCGGACGCAAUGGUAAUGACAAUGCCAAGGCCAACGCCGGUUUACCACAACAUCAGCCGCAGCAUCCAAAUGGAUAUCCAUAUCCAGCACCCGGUGGUUUACCACAACAUUAUCCGCAGCAACCAAAUGGAUAUCCUUACCCAACACCAGCUACUGCUAACCAAGGGCGAGCUCCUCCAAGUGCUCAAGUUUUCUCAUUUUUCAACGAUUUAAAUGCAGCAGAGAACGCCAGAUAAGUAUCUGCACAUUUGGCAAGUGGAACGCUCUUCGUUUGAUUGAUUAUGAGGAACCUUGAGCCGGUCUUGAGUCUGCACGUCAAGACCUGAUGUAAUGUAGUUUCAAUCAUUUAUUGUUCAACUAGUGUGACCCGGGGGGCCGUGCUUUGGCCCGGGUAGGAACCAUAUGUCAGGUAUCAUGUGAUCUCUGUUACCAUUAAAUCUUGCUUUCUCUGGCACUGUAUUACUGCUAUUUGAAUACAGGGUAAAAUGCCUAAAAUAGGGUGUGUUUGUGAGGAAAGAUUAACUAGAUAAGUUCAUCGAUCACAUAUAGAUGAAAUCAUAACUCUUGGAUGUUUUUUGGACGGUUAUACUGCAGUCACCAAAUCCUAACCCCUAAUGGAUGAAUGUUGCGACUGAUGGGUGAAUACUUCCAACACCCCUCUCAAACUUGGUUUAAAUAUUCAAAUCAUAUUGUGUGUUGUUCGUGUUGUCUAAGUUGUACCUCUAAUGUCUCAGUUAUUAUGUACUAGUAUCUACUGAACGAGUGAAGAAAGAAUUUGGCGUUGCUGAGCUAAAGGAGUGAAUUGGUGUUGCUUAGCUGUGAUGGAAAGAAUUCAAAUUUGAGAUUGUGAGCCACAGAAGAGUUUGGAUAGUUUGAAACUUUUGGUUGUUGUUGCUGGAUUAGCUUGUGAUUUGGUUUUGAAGAAUACAAGUUUGUUGUUUUUGAAUUAGCUUGCUUGUUGUAAUCUCUUGCUCAUGAAAUUCUCUCAGGUUCAUUGCCACGUACCCCUUCUACAAGAUUGCUUGUGGUUUUUGUGCCAAAAUCCGGACCAUGGGACGCUCAUUGAUUGGCGGCGGCAAAUUCGAGUCAUUUACAGCUCUGCUUGGAUUUGUUCAAAGCGGUGUGUAGAGAGGCAGUGUUGGAUGCAGAUGAUGAGCUGAGAAGCCAAUGCGGAUGGUGAGUUGGAGAGUGUGGUUGAUAUAGUUGAUUCUCAUGCCAGUCUCACGCAUUGGUUGUCCGCAAUUCAAAUUCGCGUUCAAACGCUGUCAAGACUUGGCUACUGGAGAAGAGGCUGCCAAAGACGACCAACGCCGAGAGGUGCAGAUGGAAAGCAACCGGAGAUGGCACGGAGGCGGCACAACGGUGAUGAUCAACAAAGCAUUUUUCCAAGGCGAUGCUGCUACUAUUACGAAGACUUGAACAAUUGAGUGAAUCUCGUUUUUUUUUUUUUUGAUAUACUUUGGCCAUAGGCCGGUUUGUAUGUAUAACAUUGUCAAGAACAGUACCCAAACCUACUUCAUCCUAUACAAACUAAACGAAGGACAACAAGUUCUGGGGUACUCCGAUGUUGAUUGGAGGGCAUGUCAUGACACUCACCGCGGUACGGGUGCUUACUUCUUCACAAUGUCAGCAGGACCUCCUACAUGGAGCAAUAAGCGGCAGUCUACAUUGUCCCAAAGCUCCAUCGAAUAUCCAGCGGUGAUUUCUAAAUUUAGCCGUGAAGAAUCAAAGUGACGUCCAGAAUGAGCGAGGGUGUUAGAGUAUUAACAUUAUGUAUAGAACUAAUUCAUCAAAUAGAUGACUGAACUUAGUCUGGUUGAUUAGUUUUGGCCGUAAUUAAUAGGAGACUGGUAUAUAUCCCACCGUUGUAGUGACUGAAAUUUUCAUCUCAGUAACAGGGCACUCUUACUUAUCGUGAUACCAA
Physcomitrium patens is the source of this 2808-nucleotide messenger RNA. RefSeq lists its product as uncharacterized. The record is from RefSeq and is a predicted model, not a curated record. NCBI's taxonomy places the organism in Eukaryota, Viridiplantae, Streptophyta, Bryopsida, Funariales, Funariaceae.